Mytilus trossulus (common blue mussel) is the source of this 802-nucleotide messenger RNA. RefSeq lists its product as uncharacterized. NCBI's taxonomy places the organism in Eukaryota, Metazoa, Mollusca, Bivalvia, Mytilida, Mytilidae. The transcript is spliced from 3 exons. The record is from RefSeq and is a predicted model, not a curated record. The coding region runs from base 6 to 629 and encodes 207 amino acids.
GUUUAAUGGGUGUAGACGUUAGCUCUAAGCCUGAUUUCCGUUUAUGUACAAGACAUAUGUCUAAUGUAGAAGAUAAAGAUCCUUAUACUGUGGUAUCAGUUGUUAAGUUGGAAAAAACAGAUAUCGAUGAUGAAAAUAAACUGUUCAGAAAAAGGCAUAAACAAUCUGGUAACAGGUGUAGCUCUAGUUCAGAAGAUGAACCAUUAAGAAAAAAGACCAAAAGAUUUGUCAAAAUGGGAAGCUCUAGUUCAAUGAGUUCUGAAGAUGAAAGUAGAAGUUUGAAGUCUGCACUUGAACUUGAUUUAGGUUCUGCUGUUUUAGGACAACAUGCUGGUCAACUUCUUCUGGAUAUACCAAAAAUGCAAUACACAACAAUCAAGAUACCGGGAAUGAUAGUCAAAGAUACAAAGGUUUAUUUUACCUUGCUGGAUAUGUCUGGUGACCAUUAUUACAAACUAUGUAAACGAAUGACAUUGGAUAAAGAUAGAGAUGUGGCAACAAUCCAUUAUUCCAAACCAUUAGAUAUUCUUAUUGAAGAGGAACGGAACAUCUUGAUUGAAAGUUUUAUGAGGCUUAACAACAUUGAUACUGAACUACCCCAUGCGAUUGACAAAAGUAAAAUAUUUUGAAAUGAGACAAUUUGCUCGGUUGUCAGACUUCAAAGACAUACAUGCCCCAACAUUUUGGACACCAAAUUACCUGAACAUAGGGUAGGUGCAUGGUUGCCAUGGAAACUAUAUUAGCUUGAUUUAAUGUUGACAUAUUUACUUUGUUGAAUGAAGAUUAAAUGAAAAAUAACUCA